Messenger RNA from Trichogramma pretiosum, 1407 nucleotides. RefSeq lists its product as uncharacterized. Gene Ontology annotation, cellular component: mitochondrial inner membrane; nucleus. The transcript is spliced from 4 exons. Gene Ontology annotation, biological process: apoptotic DNA fragmentation. The record is from RefSeq and is a predicted model, not a curated record. Lineage: Eukaryota; Metazoa; Arthropoda; Insecta; Hymenoptera; Trichogrammatidae. Bases 1 to 1407 code for a protein of 468 amino acids. Gene Ontology annotation, molecular function: metal ion binding; nucleic acid binding; RNA endonuclease activity.
AUGUGGAGUUCAGCUGUUUGGCUGUGGCUGCUGGGCUACUUUGCGCUGCCAGCUCACGCGACGUUCUGCUGGGUCGACGUUACGGAGGAUUUCCAUAAGAAUGCGCCGCUAUUGUUGAAGUACACGACGAACGAGGUCAUCUAUCCGGACACGGCCAAGAGCGACAGCGUCAGAUUCUCCUUCGGCGAGAGGCUCCGCGUCGCCUGUCCCCGUGGCAACGUCACCGUCUUCGGCUCCAGCAUCAAAUCGUCCGAGGUCCCUCUCAAGUGCUACGCCAUCAGCUUCUUCGACGUGGUCGGCACGAACUACGUAGCUCCGUUCGGCCGAAUCAGCUGCUCGGAGCCGGCCCAAGCGGUGGCCAGAGCCGACCCGAACGAGAUCUGCCCCGAGGGCCGAAUCGGCCGCAUCGGCUUCAGCAUGAGGAACGAGGCGUUCCUGCCGACGAUCGAGCGCAUCUGCUUCAACCAGCUGGAGAAUCGGCCGUCCUGGGCCAAGUCGACCGUGACGACGGCCCUGCGCAGCCGUAGAGCCUCCGUCAGAAAGCCCGUCUACCAAAAGGGCGAGUUUUACGAGAACGUCGAGAUCGGCCCCGAGACUUUUAGCAUCGAGCAGCAGAGGGCGCGCUUCAAGGCCCUGCUGAAGAAGGACGAGCUGGUCGACAAGUACUUGGCCGUCGGGCCGAAGAAGCCCGCGCUCAGGAGGAAGUCGAAAAAGUACGCGAGGCAGGCGGCCGAGAUUACGACGACUUCCACGACGACGACUUCUACGACUACGACGACCUUGCCAAGCACUCCUACGACGACGACGACGAUGUCGCCAACUUCAACGACCACGAAACCAGCAACAGCGGCAGCGACGGCUUCGAAUUGGCUCGUCGAAGGCCAACUGGUCCCGGCCAGCGACAUGUACUACAAGAGCCAGCAAAACAGCACGUACUUUUACAUCAACACCUUGCCCGUGUGGAAGAGCAUCGAGGAGGGCAACUGGAAGCUCGUCGAGGAGAUAGUCCGCUCGACGGCCGGACAGCUGGCCGUGAAUCUGGACGCGUGGACCGGUGGCCUCGACAAUCUGCGCUAUCCCGACGCCGAUGGCAAGGAGGUCGAGCUGAGCCUGCUGAGCGACGGCAGCCUCACGGUGCCCCGCUACCUCUACAAGUACGUGCACGACCCGGUGCACAACUACGGCCUCGUCUUCGUCACGAUGAACGACCCGUACCUCGGCAUGAUGACGGCCGACGAUCACCUGUGCACACCGCUGGACGCCUGCCAGGCCAAGUAUCCCCAGUUCAAGGACGCCACCAAGGGCUACACCUACUGCUGCGCCAUCGACUCGAGCAGCGACUUCGCCCUCAUCGUCGCGGACCUCGGAGUGCCCGCUUUCCCCAGCUCGAGGCCUUUCUUUUCAUAG